AUGGAAAUUGUGGAGGCCAACCCACGACCAUUCCUGCCAUUUGCAUUAUGUUUUGAGGCUAGGUAUUAUCAUGAUGACCUUGAUCCUUUCACUUCCUUUGAAAUUAACCAGAAUGGUCGUCCCCAUGGUGUCACGGCCCAAAAACUCAUUGAAGAAGGUCUGGCUAGUUCUCUAGAGAACUGGAAUAGACCCUGCAUUCUCAACCUUUAG
Prunus armeniaca (apricot) is the source of this 210-nucleotide messenger RNA. The record is from the annotation of a GenBank genome assembly. Lineage: Eukaryota; Viridiplantae; Streptophyta; Magnoliopsida; Rosales; Rosaceae.